This is a messenger RNA of Scylla paramamosain (green mud crab), 3427 nucleotides long. RefSeq lists its product as uncharacterized. Lineage: Eukaryota; Metazoa; Arthropoda; Malacostraca; Decapoda; Portunidae. The transcript is spliced from 5 exons. The record is from RefSeq and is a predicted model, not a curated record. Gene Ontology annotation, cellular component: cytoplasm; nucleus; membrane. The coding region runs from base 125 to 754 and encodes 209 amino acids. Gene Ontology annotation, biological process: protein stabilization. Gene Ontology annotation, molecular function: adenyl-nucleotide exchange factor activity; protein-folding chaperone binding.
GUGUGUGUGUGUGUGUGUGUGUGUGUGUGGUGCGGUACUCGGCUAGUGGAUAUUGUUUACACCGCGCGCCGAGUACCGCACUCCCACUUGUUCUGGGAAGCCUUCUAACUCUUGUCCCAUCUGUAUGUGGCUCUUUGGGAGGUUAUUUAAGUCAAGUGCAUCAAGGAUGGGUGACGAGGAGUACAGCAUUACGCUGUGCCACGGCACCUCCCGACACGAUGUGCUGGUGAAGGGCACCUUGACCUUGGAGGAGCUGUCUAGAACGAUUGAGGAAUUGACUGAUGUGCUCCACAACAGCCAGAAAAUCAUUCACCGAGGGAAGACCCUGUCCCGGGGCGAGGCAACUCUGGCAUCAUGUGGUGUGGGUCCCGGCGCCAAGUUGAUGGUGCUAGGCAAGAAGCAUGAACAUGAGGACAACAGCAUCAAUUUUAAGGCUGUCCUAAAAAUUGAGGAAUCAUGCAGCAAAGUAGAACGGCGCCUCAAUGAUGCCAUUCCAGAGGUGGAAGGAAUUUCACAAGGAUACAUGGAUCCCCAAUUGUGUGGGGAGGCACUCACUAAGCUCAGGAAGCAGCUCCUUGCCGUUAAUGAAGACUUCAUGCGUCAUCUGGAGCAGUUGGAUGGUAUUGAUUUCCAGGAAACAGAUGUUCGUGCCAGGCAGCGACGGAAAGCACUAGUGAAGAGAAUCCAAGAGUUGAUGGAACGGUGUGACCGAGAACAUGAACACAUCAACAAAUUGCUGCUGAAUUACACCUAGUAUUGGAGUGGCACCUUGUAGUUCAGCCUUCUGGAAGACGCUUAACUCAGUUUUCUAGUUUACACUCAGUGGUGGGUUUUAAUUAGCAGAGUGUGUGUAAUAUAUUAAUUUAUACUUGUGCUAUAAAAGAGUGACCUUGAGAUUUAAAAGAUGUGAGUGUGUUUUCAGCACAUGGGAAGACUUGUUACACAGCAUGCUGGCAGCUUGGUAUGAGCAAAAUCAUAGAUACUUAAACACUAGAGUGUUUUCACAUGUACAAUAACUGUUAAUUAACUUUCAGAAGAUGGGAAAAUUACAUUUUUUUUAUCAUUUUUGUAUGCAAAAAUGCAUGAGGUUGUUUGGCAACUAAAUUACUUACAAAAAGGUGAACACAUCAGUCAUAUUCUACUGGCCUGCUAUUCAUGUAGUUAUAGCUAAUUUUGUUGAGCUAUCUGGCAUAGCUCAUCAAAAGUAUAAUUGGGAUUCAGUAUGGUAACUUUCUUCUCCAAAAAGCAUAUGAAUGGCAGCUGCCUUGUUGUUUUCCUUAUAUUCAGUGUUACAAUCAAUAAUAUCCUGCUUAAAAAUCAAAUAAUUCCAAUGUUUAAUAAGAUUUGCCAUGUCAUAGUGAUGGGACUUUGAAUUUAUAUAUUCACACUCAGUUUUAUGUACUAAAUGUAACAUUAUGUGUUCAUACAGUAAAAUGACAUAUAUAUUCAUAUAUAAAUAUAUGCAAUGCCAGAUAGUUUAGGAAGUACUAACAUGAUAUGAAUAAUGCAGGUUAUACUGUAUUUGUGGAAGUGUUACAAAGGAUAGGUACCAAAAAUUGUGGCAUAUUGAUCUUUACAUUUUAUAUUUUUUAUAACAAAAUUGGCAAAUUUCAAAUAAGGUGUUAGUUUUGCUGAAGUAACCAAGUCCCCAUCCUUGCACUUAUUGUUAAUGAAGCAAGCCCUGUAAAGCUAGUGAUGGACAGUGCUGCAGGAGCUUCAUGAAGAGAUUGAUACUGAUACUAGAAAGAUCUGUGUGUGUAUGUGUGUGUGUGUGUGUGUGUGUGUGUGUGUGUGUGUGUGUGUGAGAGAGAGAGAGAGAGAAUAGGAGUAGAAUUAUGUGUGGUUUUAAUUAUUAACUUUGGAAUCAUAACUUGAAAUCAUACUAAUGCAUGGAAGUGAAUAGUAAGUUCACUGGAAGAGUACUUGAACAGUGGAGAAAGGGCUACAUUAUACUUCAGUUAUCAGACUGUGUAAGCAGAUUUACUUGGCAAAUGCUACAAUUUUUGGUACAGAAGAGGUACAUCCAGGUGUAAACAAUAAAUGUCAUACAGUGAUGCUUCUCAUAUUAUUAAUUUUCACUGAAAUAUGUUAUGCUGUUAUUUGCACUUGGGAAUAAAAAAAAAAAAGUGAGGAGAUUCACUAGUUUUUAAUAUGACAGUAUCAGUGAUUUUGAGAACAUUGGAUAGAAUAUUUGACCUUUGUUUGCUUUACCAAAUGGUAUCUAAACAUAAUAAUUUAUUCUCUUUUAAAAUCUUAGAAAAGGUUUAGGAAGAUUAGCUUACUCUAGGCUUGUGGAAUGAGAGGAGAAAAGUUAAUUUCACCUGUGAAAGACGGUUUCUUUCCCAGUGCAAAUGCAAAGAUUAAUGUAAUUUGCACUGCAUGACAUUUGUUGUAUGAUUAUGGAACUAACAUGGUUUUAAAGCAUUCAAAACUUAAAUUAAGGUUCAAAUGUGUAGCAUAUAAUGAACUUUAUACAAAGCCUAUUGCAUUGCCUUUUCCAAGAGAGCUCUACUGUACAUAUGUUUACAUAGUGUAUUUAUUUUUCCUACACCAUACAUUUUUAUAGACCCUCUUGUUACACAUGACCAAUUCGCCCUCUGAAAGGAAAUUUGUAUGGAAAUAUAUAAAAGUUAUGCUGGCCAAGUAUCAUAUGCAUCAGAAAGUUCUUUGGCAUUUCAAACAAAAUCUCAUUAAUCACUUCAGUUGUCUGAGCGUUGAUGUAAAUGUCAUUGACAUUUUGUGUAAAGGAACUUUUUCAUAAUAUGAGAUGUGAAUAACUUUUACUGCUGUUACAGAGAUCCACCAUCACUCAGAGAACUGAUACACUGACAGCUUGAUACUUUUAUAUAAUAGCAAUACUUCAAUAGAUCAAAGGUAGGCAUCCACAUCUGUUAUUGCCUGAUGUUCUGACAGAUACCAUCAAAGUUUGGUUGUUCCCUGCGACUCUUCUGCUCACCACCUCAGCCUUACGCCAUUGUCAUCAGUGUGUGGCAUCUUGCCAUCUCAGUUUCCUGAUCACCACAAAAUACUAAUGACCUCAGGAAUUCAUUCUGUGUGGUUGCUUAGAUUAGUACUGGCAGAUUUCAUGCAAACUGUUUUGUUCUGUUUUGUAUAAAAUUAAAGGCUUUAUUUUUUAUUUUUAUUGUACAUAUUGGUGGCUUCCUGAAGAAUAUUAUUAUUAGAAUGUAGCUUCUGAAUAUUUUCUGCUUGAAAUAAAAAGGUGUUCACUAUUUAAUUAAAUGCCUCUGUGAUGUUCUGUGUCCUGCUGGUGACAAGUACUAUGUGCUGUUUUGAUGCCAGUGACUAGCACAGUUACCGCAGGACCUGGCCAGGUUGUACAUCCGUCACACUUUUAAGAUACAAGGUAAUAUUUUUCUCAUAUAAGCUUGUGAUCAAAAUAAUCUUUCUAAUAAAAUACUUUGUGCAA